AUGGCAGAUAGGUUACUAAACAACCGUGAUUCUAAAUUAGAGGCAGGUGUCUUAUCACCACCGAAAGGGAACGUACCAAAAGAGAUAAAAAUUGAUGAAAUGAAAUUGGAAAGGGUUGCAAGGCCCUUGAGAAACGUGAAAUUCAUUCCUACAAAAGCAUUGGUCUUCCGUUCAAAACAUGGUCCUACUGAAUUCUCCUAUGAUAGCAAAAUAAAAUUACCAGUCCCAAAAAAUAAGUUGGUGGUGCAAGUAAAAUAUGUUGGACUGAAUCCCAUUGAUUUCAAAAUUAGAAACGGUUACUCAUCUGCAAUAUACCGUGAGGCAGGUUUAGGCAGGGAAUACAGCGGUAUGAUAACACAUGUCGGUCAAAAUUUACAAGGUCACUGGAAUAUCGGAGAUGAAGUGUUUGGUAUAUUCUAUCAUCCUCAUUUGGCAAUUGGUUGUUUGCAAACUUCAAUUUUGAUAGAUCCUUCUGUCGAUCCAAUUCUUGUUAGACCAGAAGGUUUAUCUCCUACUGCAGCCGCUGGUAGUCUUUAUUGUCUGGGUACUGCAUUUAAUAUACUUGAUAGGCUUGAAAGGAAAGGUUUUUUGAAAAAUGAAGCAAAUAUACUGAUUAAUGGUGGUACUAGCUCCGUUGCCAUGUUUACUAUACAACUAUUAAAGUAUCAUUAUAAGGUUGCUAAAAAGUUGAUGAUCGUCACUACAGGCUCAAGUUCAGAGAAACUGAAGAUUUUCUUCCCAGAUUUACGAGAAGAGAUGUUGUUCAUUGACUAUUUGAAAUGUAGAGGUAAAUCAAGUAAGCCUUUGAGAAAGGUAAUAUCUGAACAAAAAAUAUCGAUUAUUGACUCUCAGACAAAUAACGAAAUUGAAACAGUAUAUGAUCAAGGAAAAUUCGAUAUUGUACUCGACUUUAUUGGUGGUUAUGACAUUCUUCGUCAUUCGACUUCAUUGAUUAAUAAAAACGGUGCUUACGUUACGACAGUGGGUGAUUACGUCUCGGAUUAUAAAAAUGACAUUUACAAUUCGCUAGACAAUCCAAGUGCAAAUGCAAGGAAAUUAUUUGGGUCAAUGCUGUAUUCAUAUGAUUAUUCGCAUUUUUAUUUUGAUCCCAAUGUUAAGUUAGCCUCCAAAAACGACUGGAUCAACAGGUGUUACGAACUCCUUGAUAGCCAGAUUGUUACAUGCAUAGUCGAUAAGGUCUACGAUUGGAAGGACCACGAGGACGCAUUUGCAUAUAUGCUAACACAAAGAGCUCAAGGUAAGCUUAUUUUGAGGGUCGAAGAGUUCUGA
This is a messenger RNA of Kazachstania africana CBS 2517, 1290 nucleotides long. RefSeq lists its product as uncharacterized. Lineage: Eukaryota; Fungi; Ascomycota; Saccharomycetes; Saccharomycetales; Saccharomycetaceae. The record is from RefSeq and is a predicted model, not a curated record. Gene Ontology annotation, molecular function: oxidoreductase activity. The transcript has a single exon. The coding region runs from base 1 to 1290 and encodes 429 amino acids.